This is a messenger RNA of Eucalyptus grandis, 827 nucleotides long. Its product is annotated as glutathione S-transferase U9. Gene Ontology annotation, cellular component: cytoplasm. The record is from RefSeq and is a predicted model, not a curated record. Gene Ontology annotation, molecular function: glutathione transferase activity. Lineage: Eukaryota; Viridiplantae; Streptophyta; Magnoliopsida; Myrtales; Myrtaceae. The coding region runs from base 19 to 681 and encodes 220 amino acids. Gene Ontology annotation, biological process: glutathione metabolic process. The transcript has 2 exons.
AGGGUAGUUCUUCGUGGAAUGUGGGCUAGUCCGUACAGCAAGAGGGUGGAGCUAGCUCUUAAAGUAACAGGGAUCGAGUAUGAGUUCGUGGAAGAAGAUUUGACGAACAAGAGUGAAGCCCUCUUGCGAUACAGUCCUGUUCACAAGAAAGUCCCUGUUCUUGUUCACAACGGCAAGCCCAUUGCCGAGUCGCUGGUCAUUAUGGAGUACAUCGACGAGACUUGGAAGGAGGGUCCUCGCCUCUUGCCCCAAGAUCCCCAUGAAAGAGCCAAAGUUCGCUUCUGGGCUGGCUUUCUCCACCAGCAGUUGUUUGAGGCCAUGGGUUCAGUGCUCAGAACUGAUGGAGAAGAGCAAGAGAGAGCUGUCAAGGAAGUGCAUGAGAAACUGAAGGUGUUGGAAGAUGGAAUCAAGGGCAGUUAUCCUGGGGGGUCCCCAUUUUUCAACGGCGAUAACAUGGGACUCCUAGACGUUGUUGUCUGUUCGAUAUUAGGUAAUCAUAAAGUUCGGGAAGAGGUCCUCGGGGUAAAAUUUCUUGACCCGGCUAAGUAUCCAACGGUGACCUCUUGGGUGAAAGCUCUAACCGAGUUGCCGUUGGUGAAAGAGGCAAUGCCUCCCCAUGAGAAGCUGGUGGCCAUUUAUCGGCUUUUCAGGGCUAGGCUUCUUGAAUCUGCUGCAGCUUAAUGCUUGUAAGGGUCUCCUUGAUGUUAAAGGUGGGAACUUCGUCUAUCAAACUCACAUGUUAAAUGUGAUUGCACUUCUAUGUAAUCCGAUUGUGUUUGCAGAAUAAGCUACAUAGCCCAAUAAAGUAUACUUCAAAUGUUCCACUA